AUGGCUACUGUAAACCGGUUUUGUACUGUAGUGACUGCUUCAGAUAGGAUGGUACCUAGCCUUGGUUUUCCCCCACGGACGGUGGCGUUGAGCCGAGGUUCAUUUGAUGGGACGCAUUGGUCGCAAUUCAACACAAGGAUCAUUGGACUAUCGUAUUACUUUCAACUACGAUUUGAAGUACUCCAAUUCAAGAUAGCACUUAGCACCUUUAAUCAGGGGAAUGACAGACCACGGCCUUUUGUUGACAACCAUGAUUCGCUGUUGCUAUCCGAAAGUCACCGCUCCCCGGCCGGGCUCGACUCCGCAACUGCCAAACAAUCAUUUGUGACGCCACAGAGCCUGCGCGUACUUAAGACCAAGUCAACGUCUAUUGGGUAUCAUACCAGUCUCAAAGCCUCUAUCAGUCUUGAGACAAUCGGACCAAAACUAUCACGACCGACACCAACCACUAUGCCUCAAAUCACUCUCUGGUUCCUCCAAGCAUCUCGGAGUAUCCGCACGGCCUGGCUCCUCGAAGAGCUCGGUUUAGACCACGAUCUCAAAUUCUCUGAACGUGCGAAUCAGAAGGCCCCUGAGGACUUCAAGAUCAAUUAG
Plenodomus lingam JN3 is the source of this 594-nucleotide messenger RNA. Lineage: Eukaryota; Fungi; Ascomycota; Dothideomycetes; Pleosporales; Leptosphaeriaceae. The record is from RefSeq and is a predicted model, not a curated record.